CUUGGAAAAAUGCUAGCUAGUUAUGCGGAAAAUCUUGCUGUAACUGUUCCAAAACCCUACUUAAACCCUUCCUUGUACCUCAAAGCCCUGCAGCUACCUAACCAUGGAGACGUCCAGAGGCAUGUCCUUUUGAUCCAGAGUCACAUGAUAACAAGUGGGUUAGGCUCAAAUCUCCAGCUUAACAACCAAUUGUUGAUCUUGUAUACGAAAAUGUAUGAUAUGGACAAUGCACACAAAGUGUUCGAUAGAAUGUCCAAGAGGGAUGUGGUUUCUUGGACGGCUAUGAUUUCAGGGUACUCACAAUGUGGGUAUCACCGAAAUGCCUUGCUGUUGUUUAUGGAGAUGCGUCGAGGGCAAGUUAGGGCUAAUCAGUACACAUAUGGGAGUAUCCUGAAGGCAUGUGUCGGUUUAGGAUGUCUGAAAGAAGGGUUGCAGAUACAAGGAUGUGUGAUGAAGGGGAAGUUUUCAGAGAAUUUGAUUGUAAGGAGCGCUUUACUUAGUCUGCACACUAGGUUUGGGAUGAUGAAAGAUGCUCGUCUCUUGUUUGAUUCAAUGGAGGUAAGGGAUGUAGUUUCUUGGAAUGUAAUCAUCGACGGGUAUACCACCGCAGGCUUGGCAGAUAGUUCGUUUGAGCUGUUCCGAUCGAUGCUAAGGGAAGGGAAAAAGCCGAACUGCUUGACCUUCUGGAGCAUCUUGAGGGCUUGUAUUGCAGUUAACUCUCAUGUUAUGGUAACCAAGCUACACGGGUUGGCGAUCAAACUGGGUUUAGAGCCAUCUAAUCCGCUGAAUGGAUCUCUGAUCGAUGCAUAUGUAAAGUGUGGUGUCUUAGCCGAUGCCCGGAAAUCAUAUGACAGCUUGAAGGAAAAGGACGUAAUCUCUUCCACAGCUCUUAUUAGAGGUUUUGCAUCUGAAGCUGGCUCCGCUGAAAAUGCCUUUUAUGUCUUCAAACAGAUAAUACGGAAGAAAACAGGGGUCGAUGUUGUUAUACUGUCGUUGAUGCUUACCAUAUGCGCCAAUGUAGCAUCGGUAAAAAUGGGAAGGCAAAUCCAUGGUUUCGCCAUGAAAUCUCAGCCUGAAUUCGAUGUGGCAUUGGGUAACUCACUGAUCGGUAUGUAUGCGAAAUCGGGGGAAAUCAAUGAUGCCGCCCUCGCUUUCGAAGAGAUGAAACAGAAGGAUGUGAGAUCUUGGACAUCCUUGAUUGCAGGGUAUGGAAGACAUGGAUAUGGUGAGCAAGCAAUCUCACUUUACAACAAAAUGGAGAAUGAAGGGAUCAACCCGAAUGGCAUCACAUUCCUUUCCCUCCUCUUUGCUUGUAGCCACUCUGGACUCACCGAAAAGGGUCGGGAGAUUUUCGAAACCAUGGUCAGGAAGUACGGCAUCGAGCCUCGAGAGGAGCACAUAUCUUGCAUCGUGGAUCUGUUUGCACGAGGGGGUUAUCUCGAAGAAGCCUAUGAAUUGAUAUGCAAGACUGGUUUGAAGCCGAGUUCAUCAGCUUGGAGUGCUUUUCUUGAUGCGUGUAGGAGAUAUGGGAUCGUGAAACUCGGAGAAGUAGCAGCCAAGAAUCUUGUGAGUGUGGACCCGAAGAAACCCGUAAACUACGUAAAUUUGGCAGGUAUAUAUGCAGGUGUCGGCGAAUGGGACAACGCUUUCAGGACGAGAAAGCUUAUGAAAGAGAACAGUUCCCGCAAAGUUCCUGGUUACAGCCUUGUGUGUUGUACGGAGGACAAGACUCUGCAGCUUCCACGGUCUUGUUGAGGAAGAUGGAUGGAUCAUCCUUACAUUUGCAUAUCCUGCAAUGUAAUGUAACUAAAGAUCAUGUUUUCAUGAAUUUGUGUAUAGUUGC
This is a messenger RNA of Tarenaya hassleriana, 1843 nucleotides long. RefSeq names its product pentatricopeptide repeat-containing protein At3g20730. Gene Ontology annotation, molecular function: RNA binding; protein binding. Gene Ontology annotation, biological process: RNA modification. The transcript is spliced from 2 exons. The record is from RefSeq and is a predicted model, not a curated record. The coding region runs from base 10 to 1755 and encodes 581 amino acids. NCBI's taxonomy places the organism in Eukaryota, Viridiplantae, Streptophyta, Magnoliopsida, Brassicales, Cleomaceae.